Chaetura pelagica (chimney swift) is the source of this 1014-nucleotide messenger RNA. It is a transcript of the gene CLBA1, whose product is annotated as chromosome unknown open reading frame, human C14orf79. Gene Ontology annotation, cellular component: trans-Golgi network membrane; AP-1 adaptor complex. Lineage: Eukaryota; Metazoa; Chordata; Aves; Apodiformes; Apodidae. The record is from RefSeq and is a predicted model, not a curated record. Bases 1 to 1014 code for a protein of 337 amino acids. Gene Ontology annotation, molecular function: clathrin binding. The transcript is spliced from 5 exons. Gene Ontology annotation, biological process: intracellular transport.
AUGCAGAACCUGUCACUGGAGGAAAGUCUCCCUAGCACAGACACAUCUCACUCCAUGUCUCUAGAAGACCCAGCAGCUGAAGCAGGUGGUGUGUCUCUUGAUAAAAGUGACUGCAACUCCAAUGAAAGGACAAAUAAUGAAGAAAUUCUUAAUCUUGAAGUAAGGCAGCAAAGCCUCCCUGUCAUGAAUAGCAAAAGGAGAAGUGGUGAGGGUUUUUCUGAGAGCAGUUCUGAUACCUCAGAAGCUGGUGGUUCCUGGGGUGAUUUUGAAGGUUUCACAGAGUCCUUAGACAAAUCAGAGAGAUUCGGUCAUAAUCUUGAAGUUUUGGUGAAGUCAGCAAAACCUCCUAGAGAUGAUACAGACUUAAGCAGAGGAUGUGGCAGAGCUUCUGCUGGGCACUUUUGUUCCGAGCCAUCUCUACCAAGUGGGAUACAGGAGGCUUCGAGCUCUCACAGUGAGGCAAACCACAGCUAUGAGGAUAUAUUUAAGUUGGGCUUUCCAGAAGUCUUUGUAUCAGAGUCCAGAGAGAGCAUAAGAAGCUUAGAUCAAGUACUCGAUACAAAUAAUGAAGAUGUUGGAAUUCCUGAACUUACAAAGAAUCAACCCUGCAUUGACUCUGGAAACAUAUGGAGAAGACUUAAAGACUUUGAUAAUACCCCCAGCUUAAGACAUCCCUGGACUAAAUCUCAUUGGCAAGAAAACCUCUUGAGCGUUCUUGGAAUAGAUGCAAAUCGAAAGGACUUUUCGGGGAGUCAGGAUGAUGUUUUUGAGGAAUCAAAUGUUAAUGAGGACUUCAGGGUUGAUGGCUUCAGUAUUAAUGACUGCAAAUCACUGAUCCAGACCAAGCUUUCUGUAUCACCGGCUUCCAGACAUGGCCAGCUUUUCACCUGUAGCCUCUUUUUGAAAACCACAUCAUCAGAUGGCAACAUGCAAUAUAUAACAGUCCCAAAGAAGAAGCACAUUUUCACUACACAUAACCUAAAAAGGAAAUUUUUCAGUAGUGAUGUUUGUUGA